GACAUCGGCACUCGGACGUCGCGUCUAAAUUAUUCCAACGGAAUGUACCUGACCGGCGAUACAAAAGUGUUCGGUAAAUUUGUAUCAAUACUAGGGAUAUUCCAAGGACUGACAUGGAUUAUCCUGAGUACCAUAUCUAUUUUUUUUUACUACCAUACCCCUAAAAAAAUGACCUGGAAUAUGGACACCGAGUACUCGGAAUUUCACGAGUACCUAAACAGGAUCAUCUACGACCGAUUCAUAGGUGGAGCGAAAGACAAUGAAGGCCGCGUCUUAGAAUCCCAAGACUUCCAUGUAUUCAUGUGGAUCUAUCUUAUUCUCAGCGCUGUUUGGGUGGCCGCCAGCAUAGACGCCUAUUCAGCUAUACGAUGGAAUAAAACCCGCCAAGCACACGUAUUACUUCUCCUGGGUAUUCUGAUUCUUCUAAUAUCGAUUUUGGAUUUGAUAUUUGCUGGUUUAUUGGGAAGAGAUUUUUCGUCGUGUGAUUUUCAGUUAUAUUUGACACCAUUAGAAGGCACGCCCAUCGAUUGUCAGCUGGCGAUUGGCAUCGUUAUGACGUUAGUCGCCAGAGGUUUCGUCUUGUUGGCGCUGAACGUCGUUCUAUCAAUAGCGACCAUAAUAGCUGCAGCCAGGGUGUUUAACACUCACAUGCCCCGCAUACUAGCAUACGAACAAAACACGAUACCUAGAGCUCAUAUGCCGAGAAUAGAAGAUAAACCACAAAUACGAGAACCGGACUUAUUUUACCCCAGCAUAUCGUAUGGGCCCGCAAUUCCGAGCAGGACACAAAGCAGCACACCUGUAGCUUUAAACAAUAGAAACCAAAACAUUUAUUAUUAGUAGGCAAUUUUGUUUAUUGCUAAACAAUAGAAUUACGUACUUCAAAGGAGAUUUCAGAAUGUGUGCAACCUAUUUUUUGUUACUCAUUGAAUGUAUAAAAAAGCGAAGCUGAUUCAACAAAUUUAAGUUAUUACUAUUUAUUUGUUUAAUUAUUUAAUUAGUAUGAU
Molecule: messenger RNA, 1007 nt
Organism: Cylas formicarius (sweet potato weevil)
Lineage: Eukaryota; Metazoa; Arthropoda; Insecta; Coleoptera; Brentidae
Exons: 5
Coding region: 43-840 (265 amino acids)
Source: RefSeq, a predicted model, not a curated record